Messenger RNA from Aphanomyces invadans, 2820 nucleotides. RefSeq names its product TKL/DRK protein kinase. Bases 1 to 2820 code for a protein of 939 amino acids. The transcript has 16 exons. Lineage: Eukaryota; Oomycota; Saprolegniomycetes; Saprolegniales; Verrucalvaceae. Gene Ontology annotation, biological process: protein phosphorylation. The record is from RefSeq and is a predicted model, not a curated record. Gene Ontology annotation, molecular function: protein kinase activity; ATP binding.
AUGCACCUCCUGACGUACGCGACCGACGCGCCAGAUAUCCAAGCGCUCACGUCGCUUCCAAUUUGGCUGGUCAAUCCCAAGACGCAGGUCGCAGUGAAGCUAUCGCCAUUUGAGCUUCCAAUGUUCAACUUGACGGUGUACUCGUCAGCUGACGUUGCAUCUGUCGGUAGCGUGCUGUCUGUGAUGGGGCGGCUUCCCUCAGUGCUCGUCAACAAAAUCCUCGACAUGGCAGGUGUGCGUCUGCAGAUUGAGACGGAUACACAUGAAGUCAUGGAAGGAUGGGCGCCGAUGGAACGUGAAUACGUCCGAUUGAUCGUUCCAUUGAGCUUGUGCCAUCACCAAGGCCUCGAUCUCGGCGCCUGCCAAGCUCUGACCAUUGAAUGCGUAUCGCAUGACCAAGGUUGGGCCACGGAUAUGCCCGAGCUCAAUUUCACGUACCUCGAAUGCAACAGUUGGAUUGAGUUCGAAGUGUUGAAUGCUGAUGGCGUACCAGUACUUCCUCGUACCGACAUGUGCCGCAACGUUCGCGCCCAUGCAUCCUUUCGUCGGCACAUGUUACACAUCACUGACAGUGCCAUUUUGGACCACGUCGCUCCAGGCUGCCAUGUCAUUGUGUACCUCAGGGCGUUAAUUCCGGGCUGGAGCAACCACGCCAACCAUCAAACGAUGGCUUUCGCCGACGGAAAGGAGCGGGUUGUCCCUUCCGACGACCAUGCGCGCAGUGUUGCCGACAAGUACAAAGCCAUUUUGCAGCCACCUUCGGCUGACGCGCAGCCCCUCCAUAUUGAACGAGUUUUCAAGCGCAUGCUGACACAACACAAGGUCGUCGACACCACAUCCAAGUGGACCAACCGAUUCGUCGCCAAAUCUACGGAGAUCGCUUUCCAGACGUGGAGCAUUGCGUACUACUCGGCUUCAGCCAGAACAUUAAUGCUGUGCGUCGUGCUGGUCCACAUGCUCGUGACAGCCGUCGACUUUUCGUUUUCGUCAUCCACCCAGGCAUACUUUGCUACUUAUGGGACCACAGAAGUCGCACAAUGGGCGUACUUGGUGAUUCUGGUCCCAUUCUUCGGCUUGCGCCCACAUCAUGUCACAUCCAAGGGAUGGUUAUGGUACUUGCAGCGAUGGAAGUGGGUCAUCUCCGUCGCGAUGGUGAUGCUCUGCACUGGCCUCAUGGUUCGGACUGGGUGCAUUUACCAAGUCAAUCUUCACAGCCUGCACAGCAAGUACUUGCAAAGUGUGGACGCCCUGGCUGCAAACAAUUUGUCCAUGGCCCAAAUGAGUGUGACUUCCGAUGCACUGACAAAACUGGACGCUGCGUUCGCGACGACUUUGGGGAACUACGGUGACUUGGUCGUCGCAGUGGAUACGAUUCUCAUCCUGGUCACGCAAGUUGUUGUCUCCGCAUCACAUUGCGAUUUGGUGCACACGAUGUUGGCCUGGUGCGCACUCCUCUUGGCAAUGAUGAUCAAUUCUGCCUACUGGCACGUGAUGCCCCACAAAGAGGCAUAUGUCUAUUUUUUAGUUGGUGGCAUGCUGUGUUUCCAAAUCACUCGCGAGUUGGAUUUGUGCCACCGAACCAACUUUCUGCACUACUACAACGCGGAAAAGUCCGCAGAGCUGCUUCGCGAUCAGCUCGACCACGCCCUGGAGUUGAUCAUCUACAAUGACUGCAAAGCAGAAGAGAAGGAAGCGGUAGCCCAAGCGAUUGAUGAAAACGCCGAACUGUGCGCAAAAUUGCAGCCCUACCGCAUCCCCCUCGAGGAGCUGACGUUAAAACGAGUGAUCGGUCAAGGGGCGUACGGCGAAGUGAUAUUAGCUGAGUUGUGUGGAACAGCCGUUGUGCUCAAGCGCAUGCACCGGCACAAGAUCACCCCCGCGGCAAUUCGCGAAUUCUCGGAUGAAAUCUUGCUCAUGUGCCAGUUGCGGCACCCCAACAUUGUGCAAUUCAUCGGCGCGAGCUGGAACACCUACUCGAACAUUGGAUUUGUGCUUGAAUACGUUGGCCAUGGGGAUUUGUACUUGGUAAUCCACGACAAACGCGUUGCAAAGUCGUGGUCGGACCCUCUUCACCGGAUAGCUGUCGAUUCGGCGCGUGGGAUUUGCUACCUCCACAGCAAAAACAUAAUUCAUCGGGAUCUCAAGAGCUCCAAUAUCCUCAUAAGCCCAACUUACACGGCGAAGAUUUGCGAUUUGGGGAUGAGUAAAUCAAUGGAAGAACUCAAAGCAAACGAAAAACAAGUGGGAACGCCGUUGUGGACAGCUCCGGAAGUCGUCACGGGCGGCCAAUUUAGCCUCAAGUCGGAUGUGUAUGCAUUUGGCAUCAUUUUGACCGAGUUGAUCACGAGAAAGACGCCGUAUGCCGAGAAAACCCAAACCAUGUCAGCGUACAAGAUCAUGCUUGAAGUGGCCGCGAGUGGACUGCGUCCAGCGCUGCCAACAUGGCUUCCUGAAGAACUUCGGCAUUUGGUGGUGUCUUGCUUGGAUGUGUCACCGGACCACCGCCCGACGAUGCUUCAGGUUCUGCAACAGCUGCAAACGGACGCGAUCCAUCAGUUGCAAGGAAGGGCCCUGUGGUCCAAAGUUCGAGGGCUUGUGUCCGAGCACGCACAUCGUUCGACGAGGCUCUCGAUGGAAAUGAUCCGAAUGGCGAAAUCGCAGAUGGAACUGGAAUCGUACUCCAAGCCUCGGGCCAUCGAUUCAGACGCCGACGAUUCGGACAACAGCGACGACACUGGAGGAUGGAGAGCCGGAGAAGCUAGUGGCGCCAAGGCUCACGUGCCCACCAUCAUUGAAACGACUGUAGUUGAAGAAUGGUAA